This is a messenger RNA of Culex quinquefasciatus (southern house mosquito), 3082 nucleotides long. It is a transcript of the gene LBR, whose product is annotated as lamin-B receptor. Gene Ontology annotation, molecular function: oxidoreductase activity, acting on the CH-CH group of donors, NAD or NADP as acceptor. The record is from RefSeq and is a predicted model, not a curated record. Gene Ontology annotation, cellular component: nuclear inner membrane; endoplasmic reticulum membrane. Lineage: Eukaryota; Metazoa; Arthropoda; Insecta; Diptera; Culicidae. Gene Ontology annotation, biological process: sterol biosynthetic process. The coding region runs from base 250 to 2268 and encodes 672 amino acids. The transcript has 3 exons.
ACGUCACACGACGACGACGACGACGGACGGGCGCGCAUCAUUUUCAUUUUGCUCUUCGAUUCGUGUUAAUGGCGUCUUCUCGCGCUCGGACUGACGCUUGGUCGCAGUAGGCAACGCAACGAAAAAAGUGAUUAAAUGCGCAAAGUGUGUCCGGAAUCGGAGUGGAAUCUGUGCUAAAAGUGGGGGAAUCUGCGUUCCCUUUUGGAAGAGUGUUUUCGGAGUUGCAGGUCGUGAGCUAGAGUGACAAUUAUGGAAGGUCGUCGGGCAACGCGGGGCGUAGCGCCAGCGGCAGCAGCUUCGGUGGCCGCAGCCGUUGUUCCCGGACCGGCGGAGGUGGCCAAGCGGGGUCGCAAAUCGACUGCACGGAAUCGAACGCCUUCGCCGCCACCGCGGAAGGCCUCUCCGGCGCGGAAGAGUCCCGGGAGGGGUCGACCACCGAAGGCGGCGAGUCCGGCGAGGAGGGCGUCGCCGGCUAGGAAGGCGAGUCCGGCCAGGAAGGCCAGUCCAGCGAGGAAGGCGUCCCCGGGACGGAAACCGGCCGCGGCCAAGGUGGCCGUGAAAGAGGCUGUUGUGACGACGACGACGACGACUAAGGUUUCUCCGGAGGAACCGCGACGAUCUGCGCGGAUAAGGAUUUCCGAACAACGGGACAAGAGUCCGGUGCUGAAGAAGACGCUUCGGGACAAGCAGCUGUCGGUUAUUUUGGACGACGCGGCGGAGGAACUGAGCAAGAAAGGAUCGCCGGCGAAGAGUUUGACCCCGAACACGAGUCAACGGUCGGUGGUGACCUCGACGGGAGGUCGUGCCACGGCGUCGCGAUCGGUCAGCGUGGCGAAUGAUUCGCAGGAGUUCUCCGACCACGAGGACAUGGAGUUCCAGAGCUUCCGCCGGGAUGACAACGGAGUUCGGGAAAAGUCGUACGCGAGGCGAAGUGCCUCAAAACAGCUGCAGGACCUGCGAGAGUUUGGAGGAAAUCUUGGAGCUGCGGCCGUGUUGCUUCUGGUGCCCGCCUUCAUCUUCUUCAUCAACCACUUUUGCUCGGGAGCGGCCCACCGGGAUUGCUCCUUCAAACUGCCCACCAACCUGGACGAAUUCAAGGCCAUUUCAACGUACUUUAACCGCGAGGUCGCCGUCAUCUUCCUGCUCUUCACGUGGGCCAUCGCCCUGAUCUCAACCAUCCCGAUCGGCAAAGCCGUCAAGAUCGUCGACGAAAUCCGCGGCCAGCAGAGCUACGUCUUCACCGGUCUGUCCUGCGCCACCUUCACCGGAUUGGCCGUCUUCGUCGCGGAAUACUGCUACAAAUACCCGCUCAUCAGCACCAUCAGCAAGGGCUACAACCAACUGCUGGUCAUCAGCCUCGUCCACGCCCUCAUCACCGCGCUCCUAGCCUUCGCCAAGUCCCGCUACGUCCCACAAACCGCCUGGAACCCGUACGCCAAAUCCGGCCGCAUCCUCUCCGACUUCUUCCUCGGUCGCGAAAUCAACCCGCUCUCCUUCAACACCAUCAACCUCAAGCUCGUCCACUACCACAUCUCCCUCACCCUGGCCCUCCUCUUCAACUCCAUCAUCCUGUACCGCAACGUCCACUUCCCAACCCUCCCCACCUCCGAAACCGACCUCCCCCUCCUCGACAAGCUGACCUUCAUCGCGCGCAACACCGAGUUCGAGCCCACCCCCGUCCUCGCCGCCUCCCUCACCAUCCUCUACCUGCUGGACCUGCUCGCCUACGAACAUCACCUCACGCACUCGUUCGACCUGCAAAGCGAAGGCUUCGGCGCCCAACUCCUGCUCCGGUACGCCGUGUUCCCCUUCACGCUGACCCUGCUCCCGAAAUACAUCGCCGCCCACAAGCUGCCGGAAGUGCCGGUGUGGGCCCUCGUCGCCGUGGCCGCGCUCUCCCUCGUCGGACUCGCCAUCAAGCGGUCCGCGAACCGCCUGAAGCACCAGUACCGGCUGAACCCACUCGGCGAGAAGUUUAUCGAUCUAGAGACGCUGCCCACGUUCCAGGGCCGCCGGCUGCUCGUGGCCAAGGCGUGGGGCCGGCUCCGUCAGCCCAAUUACGCCGGUGACAUCCUGCAGAGUGUGGCCCUGCUGCCGCUUCUUUAUUGGCGCUUUGCCUGGCCACCGCUGCUGGCGGUGCUCUUCACGGUGGCGCUGCUGGUUCACCGCGCCGCCCGCCUCAACGAGCGCAACGCCAAAAAGUACAACUCGGCCUGGCAGCGCUACUGCGCGUCGGUGCCGUACGCGCUGGUGCCGAAGGUGUUUUAAGGCGGUUUCGAUUUUUGACUGAGAGUUUUACACACGAUCGACACGUUACUUCUGUAAAAAGUUUUGGAAGGUUUCGUUUCUUAGAAUUGUAAUAAGAAAGCUAAAAAUUUAUCAUUUCUCUUAGCGGUUAGGCCUAGCAAAAUCGAACUCGACUUUAUUUCAAAACUUUCAGUUUAACUUUGGAUAGUGUUUGGCGAGAAAAGAAGACGGAAUGGCUAGAAUACGUAGAAGAAUCUUAUCGUUAGGACCAAUCAGUUCUAGAAAGAAAACAAAACAUUAAGCUAAGUUUUAGAUUUGCCCAACGAGGAGGCAUUUUUUUUAUUACGAUAGGACUGUACAAAUAGAACUUAAGUGAGUUUUAUUAGACGUAGUGAUAAAUGACAUUUUUGUGUGAGUGCCCCAAACCGGUUGAAUUUCGCGCACUGAACAUGAAGAGCAUUAGUUUUACAACUGAACAAAAACAGCAUUUUUUCUGUAUUUUCUCCUUUUUUUCUCACCCCCAACUGUAGAAUAAGGUGCAUUUUACUGUACUAUUUUUUUUUUUUAACACAAAGUUCUCUUUAUUAUAAUUUCGUUCUUUUCAACGAGAUACGUUUGCCAUCAAUUGAAAACGGUGAGAUUUAUUUUUGCACGUUUUGUGUUUUAUGGUUUAGGAAAAAACUAUCUCAAUGUACAGAAAACAAACGAGAGAACAGAGUUAGAUUUAUUUUGUGCUAGUUGAUAAGACACCUUUUUUUUCAUCUUUGCUCUACUUGCUGCUAGACAAUUAGUUUAGCUCACAAUUUUAGGAAUAAAGAUUUACAGACACAACACA